Molecule: messenger RNA, 3189 nt
Organism: Gopherus evgoodei (Goodes thornscrub tortoise)
Lineage: Eukaryota; Metazoa; Chordata; Testudines; Testudinidae
Product: zinc finger protein 154-like
Exons: 3
Coding region: 564-2027 (487 amino acids)
Biological process (GO): regulation of transcription by RNA polymerase II
Cellular component (GO): transcription regulator complex; PcG protein complex
Molecular function (GO): RNA polymerase II cis-regulatory region sequence-specific DNA binding; DNA-binding transcription factor activity, RNA polymerase II-specific
Source: RefSeq, a predicted model, not a curated record
AGCUGGAGAGGGAGGGGCAGGAAAUACUGAAGAGGUGGCAACUUGUGGGGAGUUAGGGCUGGAGGGGGCAGGGAAUACCCUGGGUGAGGAAAGGGAGGGGGACAGAGUGUGACAAACCUGCUGGGACUUGUUAACAUGGGCCUAGAUCCUCAGAACAAACACUUGGGUCUUGGGGAAGAAAAUUCCCUAAUUUGUGAAACAGGAAACAGACAAACCAACCCCCUGGGCAGGGCUGGGAAAACUGACCAGACUUCCAGUGCUGAACCCUCAGCCUGCUAGCCAGGGGCUGGUGUGACAUGGAAAGGGGGCCCCCACCAGGGAGGUGUAGGGAAGAUGUCCCAGCCCCUCACAUCCAGCUGCUGGCAGUGGGGAGGGUGUUGGGUUCCUACCAUGGGGUUGUAUCAGCCCCUGGCUAGUAGGUGUGUGAUGGAUCUGCAGGCAGAGACAAGGGGUCUCUCUUUGUUCUCUCACCGUGGUGCCCCGGCUGCUCUCAGCAGUGUGGGGAUAGGACUCUGCCGACUGUUUCUCUCUCAGAGCUUCCAUUUGAUUGGCUGCUUUCCCCCAUGAAUAGGGGGGCUGUGAGUGGGGAGCAGGUACUGAGUGUUGGACUCUUGCUCUUUCAGGGGCUGGUGACCUUCGAGGAGGUGGCUGUGUAUUUCACCAGGGAAGAGGGGGCUCUGGUGGACCCCACUCGCAGAGCCCUUUACAGAGAUGUCAUGCAGGAGAACUAUCAGAAGGUGACCUUGCGGGGGUUUCCAGUUUCCAAACUCUCUGUGAUCUCCCAGCUGGAAGGAGAAGAAGAGCCGUGGGUGCUGGCUCUCCAGGAUUCAGAGAAAAACGAGAUCCUGAGAAGUCCCUGGACAGGUGAGGAAAUAUUAAACCAACCCAGAAACUCAGGUGAUGGGGUGGUGAGGGAGAGUGAGGAGCAGAAUCCUCACCAGGAAGAUGCUGAGCUUGCCGAAGUGCAUGGGGAAUUACUGCGAAGAUCCAAAGGGAGCGUGACCAGCCCUUGUGAUCAGGGAAAAGCUGAUGAAAGUUACCAUAGACAAGAGAGAGAGCAGGGAAACCACUCAGAGGAGAGAGUGGAUGAACCCAUUAAUUGUCAGGGAACUCCCAGGGACCUCAAGGAAACUACGUCCCAGGAGAAAAUCCUCACAGAGAAGCGAGAGAAUACAUGUAGUGAGUGUGGGAAAAACUUCAAUUACCAUUCAGCCCUUAUUCGACAUGAGAUAAUCCACACAAAAGAGAGACCCUACGAAUGCUGUGAGUGCGGGAAAAGCUUCAAUCGUACCUCUGCCCUUAGUAGGCAUCAGCAAAUACACAGAGGAGAGAGACCCUAUGAAUGCUGUGAGUGUGGGAAAAGUUUCACUCAGAGAUAUACCCUUAUCUCUCAUCAGAGAAUCCACACGGGAGAGCGACCCUACAAAUGCUGCAAAUGCGGGCUAAGCUUCACUCAGAGAUCAGCCCUUAUCUCUCAUCAGACAAUGCACACGGGAAAGCGACCCUACGAAUGCUGCGAGUGUGGGAAAAGCUUCUCUCGGAGCUCAAACCUUACUAUACAUCAGCGGAUCCACACAGGAGAGAGACCCUAUGAAUGCCGUGAGUGCGGGAAACGUUUCACUCACUCCUCCUCCCUUACCUCUCAUCAGACAACGCAUGCAGGAGAGCGACCCUAUGAAUGUUGUGAGUGUGGGAAAAGCUUCUCUCGGAGCUCAAACCUUACUAUGCAUCAGAGGAUCCACUCAGGAGAGAGACCCUAUGAAUGCAGUGAGUGCGGGAAACGUUUCACUCACCUCUCCUCCCUUAUCUCUCACCAGAAAAUCCACACGGGAGAGAGACCCUAUGAAUGCAGUGAGUGCGGGAAAAGCUUCUCUCGGAGCUCAACCCUUAUUACACAUUACAGAAUCCACACCGGGCAGAGACCCUAUGAAUGCUGCGAGUGUGGGAAAAGCUUCGCUCAUAGUUCAGGCCUUUCUAAACAUCAGAGAAUCCGUAAAGGAGAUAAACUUCAUAAAAACCUUCUCUAGAGCUGUCAGAAGAUUUUUUUUCUUUAAUUCUUUUGACAGUUCCCAGGUAGUGAGUGUUAAGGCUGUUUGCAUCUUUUGUCCACUGUAGUCCCUCAGCUCCCACACGAGUUGCGCAUUUUUGAAGCUCGCCCGUCUUUGGGGUGGAUCCUGUGGUCCUUUCUAUCAACUCCAUUGUCCUGCCAGUCAUGGGAGUGGGUGUCCUUUCUACCAGGAAUGUAAUCACCCCAGGUGGGGGAGAUGGGGAGUAUCUUCAACCAGCUACAUUGAGAUAAAAUAUACCUGGGUCUCAUCACUGUGGUUGCCAUGAAGUUAGCUAGCUUGAGUUCACUUUCCUGAUGUAAAAAGACAGCUAUUCUUGCAGUAAAGACAAGGGCCAUGGAUAGUGGGUGGGGUUAUCUAGCACAUUUGCUGCUGGUCUGACCUAACCACCGUCACAUUUCCUUGUCUGAACAAACCUGGAGAUUCACAUUUAUACUCCUCCUCUCAGUGCAAAGUUAUUGUUCGAGUUGCCAUAUUCCUCUCUGAGGACAGAUCCUCUCAUUCCCAGUUGUUCUCACAUUACCCUGCAUUGUGCAGAAGAGCAGUUAUUUUGUUGACUUUUUUUCUCAUGUAAAAUAUAUUUAAAUAUGAUGAAGAGCUGGAGCAGUGUCAGGGAAAUAAGGGUCAUUUCAGGCUCUGUGACACUGGAAGGAGAUGGGGCGACACAGAGAUUCCGUCCUUCCCCAUCACGCCAGAACUGUUACCUUAUGUCUGAGCCAUGCAGAGUUCACCCCUUCAUAUUCCUUCACUUCCCAACGUGUCCGGUGAGGUCAUGUUCUUGGCUGUCCAUGCUUGGGAAUGGUGCUUGGACAUCUUUGAUCCUAAAUCAGAAGCACUCUGGCAGGCAGUGAAAGUGUCACAGACCUGGAAGGGGAUUUCAAAUGGAUCCCAGGCACUGUUCAAAUCCCCUUUUCCCUCCAUUGGCAAAGCCACUUCUGGGAAGGUCGGUUGUUUUUUCCACCCGUUAUGAAGGUGCUAAAACUUUUGUGAAUAACACUAAUGAGGCAGCGCUGGGUGAAGCAGGUUUCAGUGGAUCAGGGGAGAAUUUCUCAUCCUGAUUCUGAGACAUCAGAUGUAACCUAUUCUGGAAUUUCACUUUAAAUUAAAAUGAAAGUGUCUUCUA